AUGAAGCUUGAGGAUCGCAAGGAUGAUGUCGACACUGCGACUGGUGGCGACGAGACCCACGGUCCUGGGCUCAAAGACCAGCAGCCUCACCAUUCCGUCGGCUUUUGGCAUCCCCAUAUGAGCAAAGUCCGCCGCCAUGUCAUAUUGCUUUGGUUUCGUACUGUCAUUAUCCUUUUGGUCGCCAUCCUUGCCAUCCUUUCACUGUACUGGGGCGUUCUCUUCCGGGUCGAGGCAAACUUACGUUCUAUUGUCGUUCAUGUCGUGGACUUUGACGCCAAAGCCGCACCAUACGACGGCGUAGAGCCUUUUGUUGGUCCCGCCGUUGUGAAAUUGACACAGCAACUCUUCGAAUCCCCCACGCCUUCCUUGGGCUACACUACCAUUCCUGCGUCUGAGUAUGCCAAUGACCCGCUUCAGGUGCGCGAGGCGGUGUAUAGGUGGGACGCAUGGGCGGCCAUCGUCAUAAAUCCUAACGCUACUUUCCUUCUGCGAGAAGCCAUUGAGACUGGCAACUCAUCCUAUGAUCCGACUGGAGCAGUGCAGGUUGUUAUCCAGACCGCGCGAGACUCCACCACGAUGCAGAGCGACGUAUUACCAUACCUGCAGAAAUUCAACGAGGAGUUUGGGGCCGUGUUCGGUCCUAUGUGGGGGCAGAUGAUCAUGUCGAAUGAAAGUAUCUCCCGGGAAAGUCUGGUGAAGGCACCCGCAGCAUUGAACCCGGGCGUAACGCCUCUCAUCUAUGACCUUCGGCCUUUCAAGCCAGCGGCGGCAACUCCGGCUGUCAGCAUCGGCCUAAUCUACCUGAUCAUAAUGGCCUUCUUCUCAUUUAGCUUUUUUCUCCCCAUCCACAUGAAGUACAUCCAGCCCCAGGGCCACCCACCGCUACAUUUCUGGCAGCUCAUCAUCUGGCGUUGGCUUGCCACCAUUGCUGCAUAUUGUCUUAUCAGCCUCGCCUACUCUGUCAUCUCGCUUGCAUUCCAGAUUCCGUUCUGGACCGGGCCCGCUAGCCACGUCUAUUCUCCACCACCAGAGGGAGCGACGGCAUACGUUGGGCAGCCGUGGACGGCCCUGUGGUUGAUAUUCUGGGUGAUCACCAAUGUGUCCACCAGCUUCUACAGCCUGGACCUGGCGCCCGGCUUCUACAAAUGGGGCUACGCCUGGCCGCUGCAUCACGUGGUGGAGGCGAGCCGACAGCUGUUGUUCGAUUUACAUUCGAGGAUAGGUCUGAAUAGGCAAGCGGAGAAGAAUAAAGAUCGGUAUGUGGUUAACACUGAAGAUGGCGAGAAGGAAAUCGAGAAAGGCAGGGGGGAGAAACCGCCAAUUAGAAAGAGAGGUUUUAUGAGAGGUGUCUAG
Diaporthe batatas is the source of this 1353-nucleotide messenger RNA. RefSeq lists its product as uncharacterized. Lineage: Eukaryota; Fungi; Ascomycota; Sordariomycetes; Diaporthales; Diaporthaceae. The transcript is spliced from 4 exons. The record is from RefSeq and is a predicted model, not a curated record. Gene Ontology annotation, cellular component: membrane. The coding region runs from base 1 to 1353 and encodes 450 amino acids.